Molecule: messenger RNA, 939 nt
Organism: Aureobasidium pullulans EXF-150
Lineage: Eukaryota; Fungi; Ascomycota; Dothideomycetes; Dothideales; Saccotheciaceae
Product: RNase III domain protein
Exons: 2
Coding region: 169-939 (256 amino acids)
Biological process (GO): RNA processing; mitochondrial translation
Cellular component (GO): mitochondrial large ribosomal subunit
Molecular function (GO): ribonuclease III activity; structural constituent of ribosome
Source: RefSeq, a predicted model, not a curated record
CCCGAAGUUUUGCCGUGACCGGAGGUGCCAGUCAAGAAAGAUUCACGCCGCCGCCAGCGACAAAGUGAAGGUGGGAGAAAGAAGCACAAUCAGCAACAAGGAAGACCAAGAGGAGGAGCAGGAAGAAGCCCAUUGGACAUAUCACCCACACAUGCACACACCGCCAACAUGAGCGCCACCUUAUCUCCGCCCGCCCUCGUCGGCGCCGUCCUCAGAACAUCAAUGACCCGUCCACAACUUUCUCGUUGCGCCGGCCGCCUCACACAAUCAAACUCCUUUGCAACCUCUUCAGAACCCGUCCGCGAACACACGCCCCGAUGGGCAGCAACUCCUUCUCGUAUGGCCAUGCCCGUCCGCACACGUCCCGGUCCCCGUCAACGUCAGGCUCCUCCAUUCAAAGUAAACCAAGACCCAGUAGUGCUGGACAAUGCCUACAGCUCCUUCCUCGGCAAGAACGGCGACACACUUCUACCCGAAGAGCUCAAGUGGCUAGCAGUAACCCACAAGUCCUUUGAUCACGCGAGAAGAGGUUUCAACGACAAGCUCGCUUUCCUGGGAAAGAGAUUGUGCGAUAUGCAAUGCGAUCUGGCUCUGCUGGAACAACAGGACCCUCUCAACACAAAGGCUUUCAACAGACGCAAGCCCUCGUCCAAGCAAUACUUGCACCCGGCCAUGAAGGGUGUGCACAAUGUUUCCGAAUUCGCAAGGAACAACACUUUGGACAAAGUGAGAUUGGCUUCUUUGGCGCGGCAAUACGGUCUGGACGGUGUUGUGAGAUGGGUGCCGAGAAACGUCGACAACCUCUCAUCAUCCGGUGUCGAUGUCGUGCUCGCGCAUACUCUCUACUCGAUUGUCGGAGCCGUCGCUAUGGAAAAGGGAGGCGAAUUCGCCACCAAGAUUGUGAGGGAGAGGAUACUGAGCCCUCUCGGCCUCAAGUAA